This is a messenger RNA of Podarcis muralis (Common wall lizard), 2174 nucleotides long. RefSeq lists its product as uncharacterized. NCBI's taxonomy places the organism in Eukaryota, Metazoa, Chordata, Lepidosauria, Squamata, Lacertidae. The record is from RefSeq and is a predicted model, not a curated record. Gene Ontology annotation, biological process: proteolysis. Gene Ontology annotation, molecular function: serine-type endopeptidase activity.
GUUUACCUCUGCCAGCAACGUGACUACUCUGCAAGACGUCAGAAUGGUGCAGUUCCAUUACCAAAAGCGCAAGAGGAAGGUGCAACGGUGCUGCAUUUGCUUCAUGGAAGUCCUCAGCGGAUUCCUCCUCUUGUUGCUGGUAGCGACUGUCUUCACUCUCCUGCGCUGUUUUCUAGAGUUCUCCGAUCUUACAUUAGCAAACAGUGGGAGUAAGGCAGAGCUCUUGAGGAAUUCAACCACACCUACAAAAGGCCUUGUGUUUCUCAGGACUGUUCCUCACACCUCAACCAUAAAUGAGAUCAUUUCUCAGCAGCCCACAGUACCCCUGAAGUCGGUGUCACCUCAGGCCUCAUCUCAGAGCAAGAUGGGUUCUCCUCUGUCAACCACUGAGAAGUCCAAUCCAGAGACUUCAUUGCCGCCAUUAAUUUCAGUGACGCAAAAUAGUUUGCCACAGCAGCCCACCUUAAGCACAAAACUGAGGUCCACUCAGCUGGACCUGCUCGUACAAUGGAUGGCUCCACAGCAGCUUACCUUGGCUGCAGAACCAUUGCCUCCGCCAACCAUGACUACAAAACUGGAAUCUCCUCACCAGCUAACUUCAGAUGUGAAGCCGGUGAUGCCUCAACAUAGUCCCUCACCAAUGGAGGAGUCUUCUGGACAACCAAUAACCCCAGCAACCAAGUGGCCUUCUCCUACCCAGCUAAGUUCAGCCACAAAACAGAAGUUUGUAACUCAUCCAAAUGCAACUGUGCAGCCGAUGCUGCAGCACCUAACCAGAACUGCAACCUCAGCUUCUCCUACCACAAAGCUGAGACCUCCUCAGAUCUCCUCAGCCAUGCCAUCUUCUCCACCACAGCUAACCCAAUUCACCAGUCUGCCAUCUCUACAGCAGCUGACCACAACCAUGAAAGGAACAACUUCCACCAUGAAAUCCAUUUUUUUACUUCAGUUGAUGACAAGCUACGGAAUCUCGACUUUGGAAAGUUCCAGCAGUGAGGCCACAAAGCUGGAAUAUAUGAUCAACAACACGUUUGCUAAGGGUGUGUUAAACCUGCAAUAUCGAAGGUCGCCCAUCCAGGAAUUGAAGGCUGGCCCAAAAUCCAGAACCUCAGAGCUGCCAAGUUUUCGCAGAAGCACCCAAGUGUCGAAACUGAGCCCCAGCAAUGUGACCCAGGAAAUGAAGCAUGGCUACCGAGAAACUCACAAUGAAACCGGAGUCCUGGUAGAUGCAGAGAACGUACAUAUUGAAGAUUCCAGCGGAUUCUGUUUGUUGAAACCGUCAUUGCUGUCCUUUAACGGUGUGGGUGACAAGGCAGGCACCCAGAAGGAUCACAAAAGCAACUGGGGUGGCCAAGAUUUGCAAAAGAAUGGGAAAUGGCCUUGGGCAGCCACCGUCCUGAAGGGCGGAGAUCCCAUUUGUGCAGGAAGCCUGAUUGCAGAAAACUGGGUGCUGAGCGCCAGGAACUGUGUAGAAUCUGGAAACAUCUCCUUGUACUCUGUAAAGCUCACUUCUUCAGAUGAGCUAUAUCCAGUUGCCAAGAUCACCCCUCGCUCGUCAGGUGCCCAGGAUGAUGUCGCAUUAGUCCAGCUGGCAAAACUGGCACCCAUCACAUCGACCACCCAUCCCAUUUGCCUUCCUGACCCGCUCCACGUUGUACCACCUGGGACUGGGUGCUGGGCAAUAGGAUCAAAGGAACGUGGUGCAGCUCACCCCGACAUCCUUCAGUGGACCGUGACCUUGUUGGACAGCUGCGUCCCCACCUCUUCCUUGGCCUCCACCUGUGCGCAUCCAUCCAACCUCAAAAAGGACCCUCAGCUGAGUACAGGAGGGCUUUUUGUCUGCCCAGGAGAGGACGGGCAGCUUUACCUGGAGGGAAUCUUUACAUCUUCAGUGGAAAGUCAAAGCAAAGGAAAGGAGACCAGCCAAUCAGCCACCUUUGUGCGUGUCGCCCCUUUAGUUCCAUGGAUCAGCUCUCAACUGCUCCCGAGAAAGGGCAUGGGAAUCCUCGGCCAGCUAAAGCAGGACCCUCUGGGCUCCUUGUGAUUGGAGUUUGUCGAGGACCACGUGUGUAUUCACAAAAGUAGAGUUGGAAAGGACCCCAAGUCAUCUAGCCCAACACAACUAAAGCAUCCCUGACAGAUGGCUAUCCAACCUUUGCUUAAAAACCUCCAAG